Chondrus crispus (carragheen) is the source of this 1058-nucleotide messenger RNA. RefSeq lists its product as hypothetical. Gene Ontology annotation, biological process: negative regulation of DNA recombination; nucleosome assembly; chromosome condensation. The transcript has 4 exons. Gene Ontology annotation, molecular function: nucleosomal DNA binding; double-stranded DNA binding. The record is from RefSeq and is a predicted model, not a curated record. NCBI's taxonomy places the organism in Eukaryota, Rhodophyta, Florideophyceae, Gigartinales, Gigartinaceae. Gene Ontology annotation, cellular component: nucleus; nucleosome. The coding region runs from base 96 to 575 and encodes 159 amino acids.
UUUUCCUCGUCUUCUCAGCUCUCUCCCGCUUCCGCAGCCUCCUCGUUUGUCGCGCUACCCUCUUCCGCACCCGCCCAAACCUUUCUUUCCUCACCAUGCCCGCGAAGAAAGCAGCUGCUCCGCCGAAGCCCACUUAUGCCGUCAUGGUCGCCGAGUCUAUCAAAGCACUCAACGACCGCACUGGCUCCUCCGUCCAAGCCAUCUCCAAACAUGUCAAGGCUCAGUAUCACAUCGAUAUUAACAAGCCCGCCCUCGUAAAGGCUAUCAAGAAGGGAGUCGAAGCCGGAGACCUUGUGCAGAUUAAGGCUAGCUACAAGCUGAACAAGCUUAAAAAGGCACCCGCCGCGGCCAAGCCGAAGAAGGCCUCCACUGUCACCACCAAGAAGAAGGCCGCUCCUAAGGCUGCCUUGAAGAAGGCGACUACUACAUCCUCAAGGAAGGCAGCACUUAAGCCUAGGAAGGCCAUCUCUAAGACGACAAAAAGGACGUCGACGACAUCCACGAAGAAGGCUGCUGCUAGGAAGGCGGCACCAAAGAAGACCACUUCAAAGAGGAGAGCGGCUGCGAAGAAAUAAUGUGAUAUCCCCUUGCUUCCUGCAAAAAUGUGACCUAUGCCCGCCUAACGUGUGGGGAAUGUCUGUCUUUAUUCUAAGUGAUCAUGAUUGUGUGCAGGCUGGAUGGCAUCGUACAUGGUUUGUAUAUUCGAAGACCAUAAGCUUUGCUUUCUUUGGUUUCCAAGAGUUGCGUGUGCAGUUGUGCGAUGCACUAUGUCACGCCACUUGCAUAGCUUGGUUGGCAUGAGUUGUUCCUCCUGAGCUUACUGAUGGAGUGAUCAGAUUGCCGAGUGCACGCAUGUAUCGUUUAUAUUCUGUGCCUGGGUUGAUGUUUUUAGAUACGAGUGGACUGCCUUUUGACUGUGGGUCGGUUUCAAAAUCAAGCCUUUCAUGUAAAUGUGUGCCGUGAUAAAUUGCCUUUUGAACGUUUUGAACAUGUCUGCAAGCGUAGGACCCAUGUGGAUGAGAAAAGUGGGAAACAACGCAAAUUUGCUCGCAGACGUU